Molecule: messenger RNA, 1299 nt
Organism: Vigna unguiculata (cowpea)
Lineage: Eukaryota; Viridiplantae; Streptophyta; Magnoliopsida; Fabales; Fabaceae
Biological process (GO): regulation of DNA-templated transcription
Molecular function (GO): DNA binding; DNA-binding transcription factor activity
Source: RefSeq, a predicted model, not a curated record
CUGGGGAGGCAGUAAAAACCAUGCACCAUCAUGUAAUCAUCGCCUUCGCUUUUGACAACUAUACACACAUUGCACACGUGGCGACACGCUUUUAUUUCGAAUCCAUGCCACCAACCAUUUCAUAGUACACACAAAAAUAUAAAUACAACCAAAAUUAUCCCCAUCCACACGCAGAUAUGGAACAUGAUCCAGGGAGGAGAGAGGAAAAUACAAAAAUUCAUCAUCUUGCAGUUCCACCAAAACCGCAGCAAAAAUGUCCUCGCUGCAAUUCCACCAACACCAAGUUCUGCUACUUCAACAACUACAGUCUCUCACAGCCUCGUCACUUCUGCAAAACAUGUAAACGCUACUGGACGCAGGGUGGAACCUUCAGAAACAUACCCGUUGGUGGUGCUUCCCGUAAGGCCAAACGUGGAAAAACAGAUUCUUCUUCACUCUCCAAUUCACUCACAUUACCACACUCAAAUUUCAUGAACCCUUCUGCAUCACUCACCAUGGCUCACUCAACUAGCCCCUACUAUCAACUUGCAGCCGCCGCCGCCGCCUCCGCCGGUGGUGGGUAUUUGCCAUCUAUGGCAACGCUUCAUUCUCUGACCACAUCACAGCCUUUCAACCAGUACCUGAAUGUUGCCGGUUCUUCUUCUUCUUCUUCUAUUUUGCCUCUUCUGUCUGGCUUCAACGCUGCUGCUUCUUUUUCUCCUCGGUUCCAUCACGUGGGAAUCAGAGAGAGGGUGGAAUCUCUCUAUCCUGCACCACAACGUUUGCUUCCAUCAAACAUGUCUGGUGGCAGUGCUGCAGCAGCACAAAGCUUGAUUAAUGAUGUUUCGAGUUCAAACCUGGCUGGUUCUGAUGUCUCUUUGUGGAGUGCUACUAUCAACGCCACUUCCAUCACUGGAAACUCUGAUCGCAACAAUGUCAAAGGUGGUUCUUCCUCUUUGAUCCCAAACCACUGGCUUCAUCCUCCGGGGUAUCGUCCUCCUCAAUAAUCCCAUGGGAACUUGCUACAAGUGCAGACAUGGAGAAUAACUACAUUGUCCUGUCACCAACUUCAUGUGUUUGAUUUUUGGUUUUUCCUUCUAGUGUCUUAAUAAGGUUGCCGGAUGUGUAUUUAUAUUAUUUAAUUAAAUUAUGUUUUUGAGUGAUCAACGCAAGAGGAUUUUAUUAUGUCAUAAUAUAUAGCAACCAUAGCCGUUUUGUUUCUUUGGUUACGAGAUUAAACAUGAUGGUACAAGGUAGAACUAGUUUUUUUUUUUUAUGAUCCUCUGUUUUGUUAAAAGCAAACUAGUUUUGAAGGGAAGU